GCGCGCGAGGCGGCCCCAGGUACGCGGACAAGAUGGCGGCGGCAGCGGUCGACAGCGCGAUGGAAGUGGUGCCGGCGCUGGCUGAGGAGGCCGCGCCGGAGACAGCGGGCCUCUGCUGUCUCGUCAGCUUGCCCGGUGAGGUGCUCGAGUACAUCCUGUGCAGCGGCUCGCUGACGGCCGCCGACAUCGGACGCGUCUCCAGCACCUGCCGGCGGCUGCGCGAGCUGUGCCAGAGUAGCGGGAAGGUGUGGAAGGAGCAGUUCCGGGUGAGGUGGCCUUCCCUUAUGAAACACUACAGCCCCACCGACUACGUCAAUUGGUUGGAGGAGUAUAAAGUUCGACAGAAAGCUGGGUUAGAAGCCCGGAAGAUCGUAGCCUCGUUUUCAAAGAGGUUCUUUUCAGAGCACGUCCCUUGUAAUGGUUUCAGUGACAUUGAGAACCUUGAGGGACCAGAGAUAUUUUUUGAGGAUGAGCUGGUGUGUAUCCUAAAUAUGGAAGGAAGAAAAGCUUUGACCUGGAAAUACUAUGCAAAGAAAAUUCUUUAUUACCUACGACAACAGAAAAUUUUAAAUAAUCUUAAAGCUUUUCUUCAGCAGCCUGAUGACUAUGAAUCUUACCUUGAAGGUGCUGUGUACAUUGACCAGUAUUGCAACCCUCUGUCUGACAUCAGCCUCAAAGACAUCCAGGCCCAGAUUGACAGCAUCGUGGAACUUGUUUGCAAAACUCUGCGGGGCAUAAACAGUCGCCACCCCAGUUUGGCCUUCAAGGCAGGCGAGUCCUCCAUGAUCAUGGAGCUGGAACUCCAGAGCCAGGUGCUGGAUGCCAUCAACUCUGUCCUUUACGACCAGCUGAAGUUCAAGGGCAACCGAAUGGAUUACUAUAAUGCCCUGAACUUGUACAUGCAUCAGGUUUUGAUCCGCAGAACAGGCAUCCCAAUCAGCAUGUCCCUGCUGUAUUUGACAAUUGCCCGGCAGUUGGGAGUCCCCCUGGAACCUGUCAACUUCCCAAGUCACUUCUUACUAAGAUGGUGCCAAGGUGCAGAAGGGGCGACCCUGGACAUCUUUGACUACAUCUACAUUGAUGCCUUUGGGAAAGGCAAGCAGCUGACAGUGAAGGAGUGUGAAUACCUGAUCGGCCAGCAUGUGACUGCAGCCCUGUACGGGGUGGUCAACGUCAAGAAGGUGCUGCAGCGAAUGGUGGGGAACCUGCUGAGCCUGGGAAAGCGGGAAGGCAUCGAUCAGUCGUACCAGCUCCUGAGAGACUCGUUGGAUCUGUAUCUGGCAAUGUACCCGGACCAGGUGCAGCUUCUCCUCCUCCAAGCCAGGCUUUACUUCCACCUUGGAAUCUGGCCAGAAAAGUCUUUCUGUCUUGUCUUGAAGGUGCUUGACAUCCUCCAGCACAUCCAGACCCUUGACCCUGGGCAGCACGGGGCGGUGGGCUAUCUGGUGCAGCACACACUGGAGCACAUUGAGCGCAAAAAGGAGGAGGUGGGCGUGGAGGUCAAGCUCCGCUCUGACGAGAAGCACAGGGACGUCUGCUACUCCAUUGGGCUCAUCAUGAAGCAUAAGAGGUACGGCUACAACUGUGUGAUCUAUGGCUGGGACCCCACCUGCAUGAUGGGACACGAGUGGAUUCGGAACAUGAAUGUCCACAGCCUGCCUCAUGGCCAUCACCAGCCCUUCUAUAAUGUCCUGGUGGAGGACGGCUCUUGCAGAUACGCAGCCCAAGAAAACUUGGAAUAUAACGUGGAGCCUCAAGAAAUCUCGCACCCCGAUGUCGGACGCUACUUCUCAGAGUUUACUGGCACGCACUACAUCCCCAACGCGGAACUGGAAAUCCGGUACCCGGAGGACCUGGAGUUUGUCUAUGAGACCGUGCAGAACAUUUACAGUGCCAAGAAAGAGAACGCGGAGUGAGGUCUCGCAGAGAGCACCGCACCGUUGCUGCUGCUGCUGCUGUCUUCCGCGAGAAUGGGAUUCCAGAAGGAGAUGGCACCACGGAGCCCUGGGGUUUCACAUGGCCAGGAAAGCCACUCCACCGGUAGCGCUGGCUGCCGCCUCCUAAAUUUAAUAACGUGUGCUCUCUUUCAGCUGCAAAGACAAUGCUGCUCUCCGCCUACACUAGUGAAUUAACUUGAAUGGCACUGUGUUCAAAGGCAUGGCUUGUGUGCUUGUCCUGUGGUGACAGCUUGUGGCACUCUGUCUUCAUGCGGUCCCACAAUCGACACUCUUUGAUUCGUUCUUCUUUACCACUUUCCUUUCUGCGUCUGUUACAUGUGUCUUAGAACAUCUCGUUUGAUGGACAGGUGGGGUGAUGGUUUGCAGUGUGUUUUCCUGAGUGCUGUGUGGAGUACAUGCAGUCCCAAGUCAGGAUUGUUUCUCUUUUCACCUUAAACUUGGCUGCAUGUGCAGAGGUAAACUUGCACGUGAUCUUGUCAGCACCUUGGAAACAGAGACAUAAUAAGCUGAAUGGUAACUAGAAUCACUUGACUUUAUUUUUUCUAAGUUUGAAACACCAAUUUUGAUGUUUAUCUUUUUCUGUAUCUGAAUUGAUUGGAUAACAUUUCCUACUAUAUUCCUCUUGGAUUGAUGCCUCUGUCUGUACCAAUAAUUGGCUUUCUGUUCUCUGACAUAACAGUCUUUGAGAAAACAUGUGGUAAUGGUCCUUGUGAAUGGAGUUUCCACACUCAUUCUGUAUUCUCUUUAAAAUGACUACUUUUUUUGUUUGUUUGUUUAAAAAUUCUCCAUAUCACAUGUAGGUCUUAAAUCAGUGAUUGGUUCUGUUUUUAGUGAGAAAAGUACAAAUCUGAUGUUAAAAAUCUUAGAAAUCAUGCUCCAUGGUUUUCAACGAUCUGAAACUGACAUUUUUGCUUUUAUAAACAGAAAAAAAGGAGUGAUAAUGAACUUUAAACAUUAAAAAUGGGGGGAGUUGCCAUGCCCCUCCUCAUUCCUUAGUGUCACUCCAAGACCCUUUGGAAUGUGACAGGU
Orycteropus afer afer is the source of this 2987-nucleotide messenger RNA. The record is from RefSeq and is a predicted model, not a curated record. Lineage: Eukaryota; Metazoa; Chordata; Mammalia; Tubulidentata; Orycteropodidae.